This is a messenger RNA of Symbiodinium sp. CCMP2456, 5468 nucleotides long. The record is from the annotation of a GenBank genome assembly. NCBI's taxonomy places the organism in Eukaryota, Dinophyceae, Suessiales, Symbiodiniaceae.
GUGUGGACAAGGGCUUGGUAAGUCAGCUUGAGUCGGGUGUACUCAUUCGGCGCAGACUCCGAGCCGGGCGGGCACUCUGGCUAUUUGGGGCACUUCAGACGUACUGCUACGCAGAGCUUUCGAUCAUCGCAUACCACAGCAUGAAGGGAGUCGAACAGACAGUGCUCGGGCUUGGCAUUUGUGUCUUCCGCACCACAAUCGCCGUCUUUGCGAUUCCAAAGCUGGACAACGUGGCACUAAACCAGGUUCUUCUGGCUGGCUGGGCGCUUGCAGAUGUUCUUCGGUACAUCGCCCUCUUGAGCAAGCGGCCGUCUCUUCAGCUUCUUCGGCGCAUUGCUUCCGCCAUACUCUUCUUGGUCGUGGCCGCUGCAGAGGUCUGGGCCAGCUGGCUGACCUUCGACAGCCUGGCCUUGGGAGUCCGACGGUGGAUGUUGGUGCAGAUGUGCGUGACUACGAUGGGACUACCUGUCGGAGCCCACCUCUUCUUGAAGUCUGCACGGCCAGAGCAGCAGGGGGAGAGUGCAGCGCACAUCGGGCGUGAGCACUGUGCAGGUACCUCUGGCCAAUGCCGGGAGGUUGCAUGGGACGCGUCGGCUGCGUGUCUGUUGGAUGUCAGGGAGGCCUUCAAGUGCGAUUUCCAAGGAGAGAAGGUGGCGGUGCUGGCGCCACCCCACGGCCAUGUCCCCAUCUACAGGCCCAGGCUCCCUGGCGCCUUGUGUCGAGGCUCCCAGGCCGAGCUGCCCGCUCUGCCCCGCCCGGAGCGCUCCCUGUGGCCGCAUAUCGAGGAGCUUGUCAGGAUGACGGAGGUGCCCAUCGGCCUGCCUCGGACCUCUCGGCUAGCGAGGACCGCUGAGAGCCCGAGCCCGGAGACCGAAACGAAGGCGCUCGCGAGCGAGGUGAAAACCGAGGAGCGCCUGGAGAGGCAGAAGCUCCCCCGCUUCGAUGCAGAGGCCGCUCUGAGGGCCCUGCGCGAGGAGCGCCUGGAGAGGGAGCGCAGGUGCCGCUUAGUGGAUUUCCCCCGUGGCCGGCCAUUGGGUGUGGAGUGCGAAGACACCGCGUCCUUGAGCGAGGACUUGCGCAGCGCGCCAGGGCCAUCCGCGCUUUUUGCCCGUCGAGAGGAAGGAGGGGACCGGGAGGGCCAGGGCCAGGGCCAGGGCUUUCCUGGUGGCCGUGGAUCUUCGAGGUCGAGGUCUCCGGGACAGAGAACGAUGCAGGGGCCGGAGGCGCCCUCCCUCUUCGCUCGUGCGGAAGCUCGCAUCCUCGCCUCCGUCAUGAGGCCCGGGCCUCGCGAGCCCCGCGAGCCGUCCGAAUGCUUCGUGAUGCGGCCUCCAGUGGUGGAGUGGGAAUUGCCGAGUCGUCCCGAACGAGAGCACGCAGCUCAUCGCAGACCGUCGGCGAGGAGCAGGCGCAGCUCCGCCACGGACCUUCGAGCUCGAGAGAAGCUCGGCAAGCUGCUGGUGGCCCACUACGAGGUCCGCUUCUGCAAGGCUCAGGUGAAGACCUCAAAGCUGAUGCGGGUGGUGCUCGGGAUCGAGGAGGAGAAGCCCGAGAGCAUCCUGGAGGGCCUCACUGUCUUGCAGAAUGCCCAGAAGCUCAUAGGUGUAGUGGAUGAGAGCGAGCCCUCAAGCAGCCGAGUGGUCCUUCGAGUGCUUUCCAUCCUGGAUCGGAGGGCAGGAGCACGCAGCUCGCUGGCAGACUCCGCCCGAGCCUUGGAGGAGCUUACCAGCAACGAGGAGAAGCUAUUGGUGGACAUGGUGGAUUUGACACAGGCUCCGGCUCCGGUCCCGGAGAGCCAGGAGGAGGCCGACAUCGCCAUCGCCAGCUUGCUUGGACCUCCGAACAAGCUGUCCUCCGGCGCCGUGAAGCAGGCGUGGGAAGUCGUCCACCACGAGGCGAGCGAUGGCUGGCAGCUGAAGGCGCGGGAGAAGGAGAAGGACCUCCAGGAUUUGUCGAAGGCCGCGGCCCCUCGGCGGCAUUUCGGCCAAAAGCAUUUAGACAGACCGGCGCGCGCGCGACCCGUCUUCAUAGGCCAAGAAGAAGAACAUCCGGAAGGCCUUGUGCGCCUUGCGCCCACAGCAAAUCUGCGCCACAGCGCAGCCUGCAAGGAAGAGAGCGCCGCUGAAGAGCAGGCCCACCCGCCGCCCAUGGUCUUCAGAUGUCAAGCGAACGCAGCGAGCGAGGGGCACUACGAGGCACAAGUAGCACAGCAGGAUGAAUCGAAUCUGAUUGAGGCUGGCAGCGGCGCCUUCGAUGAGCGAGGCCUCUGGGUGCUACGGAGGGUCAGCACGAUCUUCGCGGUGCGCAAGGAGAAGCUGGACAAAUUCCUUCAGCUGUUGGGCGAGGAUGCGAAUUCAAGCAGGGUGCUGAACCACUUCCUCAAUGAGGUGGAGGUUCCGACAGUCUUUUUUCAUUUGUCAGCAAGCGGAGAAAGUUGCAGCAUUUCCACAGAUCUGCCGACGGCCGCGCAGCUCAAGAAGAAGGUCUUGGCCCUGGUGCGUUCCAAGCAUGAGGUGGAGAUCGACCUGGGCCCCGCCGCCGGUCCAGCGAGACGGCCCUGCGUGGUCUUCGUGGAGCUUGCGAAGGGGAUCAUGGAUUUGAUCAACUCUUACUGCCACUCCGUCUACCUCUCUGUCCUCAUGAACCCCGCGAACCAGCGGGGUUGGUCGGACCUGAUUACCCGGGACCUCUUGGACAAGUUUCACGGCUUUCUCGCGAGCCUCCACGUGACCGUGGGCCUCCGACAGGGCCAGACCUUGCUGCCCUUGCCGCCCAGGGAGGCCGUCCAGGAGGGAGCUGGGCCAGGCAAGGCGUCGGCCAGCUCCAGCAAGGACAGGGUCCACGUGCUGGAGGGAGCCGUCAUUACCUGGACAAAGCAGGUCAGGUAUGUACUGAAGCAGGAGCCGGAGCACGUCUUCCGCGAAGGCAGCCCUCAGCCGGAUGCGGAGCUGCAGUUCUGGCGGAGCCGGGCCAACAACCUGAACUCCAUCCACAUGCAGUUGCAGAUGGAGGGAGUGAAGCGUGUGCUUCGCUUCUUGGAUGCGAACAAGAGCACCUAUGUGGCGCCCUUCGCACGGCUGCAGAAGGAGGUGGAGGACGGUCGGGAGGAGGCGAACGACAACGUGAAAUUCUUGAAGGCCUUGGAGCCCCACGUGGACGCCUUGCUCAACGAAACGCAGGACUUCGAGGUCUUGGAGCAAGUCUUUGAUGACGUCUUCCACGUUCUGCUCUUGGUCUGGCGGCAUUCCAAGUACUACAACUCCUUGGCGCGGCUGGCCGUCAUCGUGCGUCAGAUCUGCAACAGCCUCAUCGCGCAGGCCACUCGCUACAUCUCGGGAAGCAGCGUCUUCGAGAUGAUCUUGCAGAGCGAGGCCUUGGAGUGCUACGACAUGCUGGAGCGUGUCCUUCGAGCGAUUGAAUCGCUGCAGGACGCCUACCAGCGCUAUCGGAGCCUCUCCGAAGGAAGCUCGGAGCAGACCUUCUCGAAGGAUGUGACAGGAGUGGGCGGAGUUGGAGGAGCAGCGGGAGGCGCCGCCGUAACCGUGGGGACUGGCGGUCCCGGUCCCCCGAGCGCGAGCGGGGCGGGGGGCCCGGCGGGCUCCGCCGUGGCCUCGAGCCUGGGCCUGGGUUUGGGGAGCGGUUUGGGGAGCGGCAGCGGCUGGCGCCUGCGGAGCCAAGUGGUCUUUGGCCGCCUGGAAGCUUUCUCCGAGCGGGUCUCGGACAUCUUGGACUUUGUGAAAACCGUUUUGCAGUUCAACAAGCUCCAGAAGGUGGACAUCGGAGGCACCAAGGGCAAGGUGCUCUCUGCCUCCGUCCGAAAGGUGCAUGAGGAAUUUGAGAAGGCCGUGGGAGACUUUCGUCGGGUCCCCUACGACAUCUUCGAUGUCAAGGAGACGGACUUCAUACGCGACUUCCACGCCUUCCGGCUCACCAUUCGUGAUCUGGACCGGCGCCUGGGCAGCGUCCUGGCCAGCGCCUUUCAGGAUCAGGACACCCUGCACGGUCGAGCGAAGCUCCUUGAUGCCUUCGAGGGGCUGCUGGAGCGGCCGGUCUUGCAAGCGGAGCUCGUGCGGAAGCAGCAGGUGUUGAUUGGCCAGUACAAGAGGGAUGUGGAGGAGUUGGAGGCCAGCUUCGUGGCCAAUGUGGACCGUGUGGAAGGCUGCGAACCAGAUGCGCCGCUCUUCUACAACUUGCCACCAGUGGCCGGGGCUUUGUCGUGGGCACGCAGCCUUCGGAUGCGCCUUCAGGACCCUAUGCCCAAGAUCGUGGCAUGCAACGAACUGUUGCCACGUGGUGAGGUUCCUUCGAGCUUCAAAGAGCUGGAGGCCUUGCACUCCAGGACCUUGCAGACAUUGGAUUCCUUCGAGACGCGGCGUUACUCCGAUUGGAAGGGUGAAGUGGCGGAGGCCGCUAAGCGGCUGCACCUCCGCUUGCUCCGCCGACACGACAGGACCGGGCUGUUGAAGGUGAACUUCGACCCUGCCCUGGUCCGCUUGUUGCGGGAGGUCCGCUUCUUCUUGAUCUUCGGCCUGGAGGUGCCGGAAGAGGCCUUGACCAUCUACAGCAUGGUGGACAUCUAUCGGAGGUGGACAAGCCAGCUCGACCACAUCGUGGAGCUCUACAACUCGGUACUGACAGACCUUUUGCCCGUGGAGGAGCCCUUGUUGGAGGACCGGAUCGUGAAGAUGGACAACGCCUUGGCUCCGGGCCUCACGGAGCUGAAGUGGUCACGGGAGGCCGAGGUUCCCGACUUCAUCGCCGUGGCCAUGAAGGUGGUGAGCGACGUCUCGGCCAUCGUCGACAUCAUGAAGGGCAAUCUACGCAAGAUCUCGGGCAUCCUGUCCCAAUGGUGCAAGGAGUCCAUGCUAGAGAGGAAGCGUGGGGCGAAGCCGGUGUCCGUCGAGGAAUUCGAGCAGAACCACAAAGCCCGCGUGGGAGUCCGGCUGAUGAACAUGACAGAUGGUGGCAAGGAGAUCCACCGUUAUGUGAAAGACUCGAGCGAAUCCUUGAAGAUCUCUAAGUCUGCCCAGACCUGGAAGGCCUAUGUGGAUUUUGUGAACAACGUCGUCAUCGAGGGCUUCGUCUCUGCCAUCGCCGUCUCCCUUCAGUACCUCUGUGAGAUCUUGGAUCCCUUGAUCAUCACCCGGCACGAGAUGCUGCCCCUUUUCGAUGUGAAAAUCGAACUGCAGGGCGAAGAGAUCGUGUUCGACCCACCCUUCGAGGACGAGGAUCUUCCCGGGCGCACGACGCUUCGGAGUACCAUCGACGGCUGGCUCAAGGACUUCUUCGCCAUGGCCACCGUCAUGGUCCGCCUGGACUCCAACAUGGGCGACUACCUGAACGAGAUCAAGGAGCACUUCCAGAUGCAGUGCCUGCUCUCCAUGGUCUCCGAGCUGAUUGACAACACGGAGACCAAGUGCUUGGAGUACCGGGAGAACUUCAUGACGCACUCCUUCCUUUGGACCGACAGC